UUCUACACGGAACGCAUGGCCCUAAACGGAAGCUUGCUUCUUGUCUUGCUGUAUAAUUCGGCCGAGCUGAGCUUUGACCCGAAGCUCCAGCGCAAACAUAGUCGUCAACAACUUUCAACUUACCAGUAGGAGUACAUUUACUACCACAUCACCGGCACGCCGGCCAAACCAGGCAAGAAAUAGCAAAAACGUCAUUGCUAUCAACUUGCCAGUAGGAGUACAUUUACUACCACAUCACCGGCAAACUUGCGAAAACAGGCAAGAAAUAGCAAAAACACCAUUGCUAUCACUCCGCCCGAUGAGAUCUCCACUCCGGUUACAAACUUCUCAGAAAGAUUAGGGAAAAGCGACCCAGGGAAAUUCGGGCAGGAGAUAAGCUAGGAGGCCGGCAGCGCCUUCCUCUCUGCUUCUCCGCAAGGCGACACCUGUGUGAACGUGGCUUUGCGACCGCGAGAGAGCCCUUUUCCCCUUUCUCCCUGUGACUUUCGCCUUUCUUCCAUUCAUCUAAACCGGCGGCGGCAGAAUCUAAACUCGUGGGGCAGGGAAACCGGUAGAAAUACGGACGCGGCUCGGGCAGUGCACGGCGUCCAGCCCAGUUGAACGCACGGGCGCGAACGCUGUUGAGGUCGUCUCUCGGCCUCUUUCUUGGUUCGCCAUUAAUGGCCGUGCGUUUCCUCGUACUACUGUCGCUCCUCGUCCUGGCCUCCUCCAGCUCAGGCUCCACCACCUCGCUCGCCACCAACGCCACCGCCGAUGGCGGCUCGCUGGAUAGUCUGGAUGCGGGGAGCCUCACCGAGUUCAGCUUCUCCACCUUCCAUCCCGAGUACCGCGGCAAAAACCUGACGGUGGUCGGCGACGCCGACAUAACCAAGCGCGCGCUCCAGAUCACGCCGGACACGGGCAACGAGGCCGCCCACUUCCUCACCAACAAGUCCGGCCGCGUCCUCUACUACGCCCCGGUCAGGCUCUGGCGCCUCCAGAAGGGCGGCAAGGGCAAUGCCAGAGGCGGCGCGGGCGGCGGCAAGAGGGUCGCGUCCUUCCGCACCGUCUUCACCGUCAACGUCUUCCGCCCGUCGGGCGCGGACCCGGCGGAGGGGUUCGCGUUCCUCAUUGCGCCGUCCGCGGGCGAGCCGCCCGCCGGGAGCUACGGCGGGUACCUCGGCCUCACCAACGCGACGACCGACGGCAACGCCGCGAACCAGGUCGUCGCCGUCGAGCUCGACACCGAGAAGCAGCCCUACGACCCGGACGACAACCACAUCGGCCUCAACGUCAACAGCGUCGUCUCCGUCGCCAACGCCUCGCUCACGCCCCGCGGCAUCGAGAUCUCGCCGGUCAAGACCGCCAAGUUCAACGUCUGGAUCGACUACGACGGCGCCGCCCGCCGCAUCACGGUGUACAUGGCCGACUUCCAGGACGCCAAGCCGGCGUCUCCGGUGCUCGCCGCGCCGCUGGACCUCGGGGCCACCGUGGCCGAGAGGUCCUACUUCGGGUUCGCCGCGUCGACGGGCACCAAGUACCAGCUCAACUGCGUCCUGGCAUGGAACAUGACGGUGGAGAAGCUCGACGAGCCGAACGACAACAGGGGCCUCAUUCUGGGGCUCGCCGUCGGGGUGCCCGUCGCGGUGCUCGCGCUGGGCGCCGCCGCCGCAUUGGGGUACUACCUGUGCGUGGUGAGGCGGCGGAAGGUGGGCCGCGACCAGGGCAGCGCCAUCACCGGGACGAUGAUCCGGAGCCUCGCCGGCGGGCCGCGGGAGUUCGACUACCGGGAGCUGCGGAAGGCGACCAACAACUUCGACGAGCGGAUGAAGCUGGGGCAGGGCGGGUACGGGGUGGUGUACCGCGGCACGGUGGCCGACGACCACAGCAACCCGACCGCCGCGGGGACCGCGGUGGAGGUGGCGGUAAAGAAGUUCUCGCGGGCGAGCACGCAGGGGCAGAACGACUUCCUCGCCGAGCUCAGCAUCAUCAACCGCCUCCGCCACAAGCACCUCGUCCGCCUCGUCGGGUGGAGCCACGACAACGGCGAGCUGCUGCUGGUGUACGAGUACAUGUCGAACGGCAGCCUGGACCAGCACCUGUUCAGCUCGGCGCCGGGGUCGCGGCCGGGGCAGCCGCUGGGGUGGGAGCUCCGGUACAGCAUCGUCCAGGGCGUGGCGUCGGCGCUGCACUACCUGCACGACCAGUUCGACCAGCGCGUGGUGCACCGCGACCUCAAGGCCUCCAACAUCAUGCUGGACGCCGCCUUCACCGCGCGCCUCGGCGACUUCGGCCUCGCCCGCGCCAUCGAGACGGACAAGACCUCCUACAUGGAGGAGGCCGGCGGCGGCGUGCACGGCACCGUCGGCUACAUCGCCCCCGAGUGCUUCCACACCGAGAAGGCCACGCGCGAGUCCGACGUCUACGCCUUCGGCGCCGUCAUCCUCGAGGUCGUCUGCGGCCGCCGCCCGCGCUGCGACAUCGACGGCUUCCACUUCCUGGUGGACUGGGUGUGGCGCCUCCACCGCGACGGCCGCGCGCUCGAGGCCGUCGACCCCGGCCUCGACGGCGCGUUCGACGAGGACGACGCCGAGCGCCUGCUCAUGCUGGGCCUGGCCUGCAGCCACCCGACGCCCGCCGAGCGGCCCAAGGCGCAGGCCAUCUCGCAGAUCCUGCUGCGGUCCAUGCCGACGCCGGCCGUGCCGCCGUUCAAGCCGUCGUUCGUGUGGCCGGCGACGGACGGAGGAUUCGACACCAUGUCCACGACGGCGGGGUCGACGUCGAGCACGGUCGUGACGUCCGCGUCCACGUGGAGCGGCAACUUCGCGAGGGGCAGCCAGAACCACGCGCCGCCGCCGGAGCAGGACACCUCCGGUUCACUGGUUUGACACGUCGGUUUCGCAUUGCCACCGUCACCGUGGUUUCUGAUUGUUUAAACCGGAGUCUCCUACGCUUUUUUUUUUGGCUUUCUCAAAAUUCCUCAUCUGUAAUUAUUAUCUUUCUAACGAGAAUUGUUCUUGCAUUUCUCGGCCUCUUUGUGUACUUGGUUAGUGCAACUCUUGUGAAGGCAAAGUUGCAAGUCUAAUGAGUUCUGUUCUAGAUAGCGGCGCGAACAGGAAAAGUUUUUUUUUUAAGAUCCAGCAGUCGCUGGCUUCAUUGUACUAUUAAGGAGGGACAUGCUGAAAAAGAAGAUUUCGCUACGAA
Molecule: messenger RNA, 3183 nt
Organism: Aegilops tauschii subsp. strangulata
Lineage: Eukaryota; Viridiplantae; Streptophyta; Magnoliopsida; Poales; Poaceae
Product: probable L-type lectin-domain containing receptor kinase S.5
Biological process (GO): protein phosphorylation
Molecular function (GO): ATP binding; carbohydrate binding; protein kinase activity
Source: RefSeq, a predicted model, not a curated record